CGUGCGUUGUCUUACCAACUCGACAACCUCCAAACGUUAACAAAACAAAGCUCCUCUUAACUUACUCAAUCGCUGACAUUCUUUGGGUUUUACCACCAUCUUCCGUCCAAGAUAAAGCACCUACCUAUACUUACAAUAACUAAGGCUUACUUACCACUACCACCACCACCAACUUUUUUCCCCCAAAAAUGGCGCGACUAGCCCAGGCGCCCAUCACCCCGAAGCGAACUAUCUCCAACCCGGACCCCCUGCCGGACCUGAACCGCCUCCUCGACCGCCUGCAGGCGAACAUCCUCCGCGCCGACGCCGAGCGCGAGCACCGGCUGCGGACGAGCGAAUACGAGCGUGCCAAAGCCAGAGUCAACAUCGACUACGCCCGGUCCCUGCUGACCAAGCUAGAGCACGACGCGCUCGCGAUCAAGGUGCACACGCGGCGCCAGGACGCGCAGAACGACCUGAACGGCAAGCGGGAGGUCCUGGAGCAGAUCGCGGAGAGGUUCCGCGAGAUGGAGGACGGCGCCGCGGAUAGCGACGGGGAUAGUUCCGAGGGGGCCGAGGAGGACCUGCUCGCCGACAUCAUCAAUACGCCUAGCGAGAGCGUAGAGUCGGCUUCGGCGGCGGGCCGGCGGGGAGAUGAUGAUGAUGAUGAUGACAGUUAUGUCGAGGAUGUAGGACAGCAGGACGACAACGCGGAGGUGGAGAGGGAGGAGGAGGAGUCUUUCCUUUCGGAGUCGCGAAUUACGGAUCAUCGUAUACAACCAUCCAGCGCACCACAAACGCACCAAGCAACACCGACAGCGACGGCCCCCGGAACCAGCACAUCGCAGACGCUACGGCCUCGCGGCAGCGCUCCCCAGCAAGCCCCCGCCUCAUCCGACACCGCCACAGCAACGACCACGAGCGCGCUGCGCACGCAGCUCUUCGGCACGCGUCCGGAAGCGUCCGCCACCACCACAGCCGCCACCAUCACCUCAGAAGCGAUCCUGGACCUCCACCGCGCGGAGCAGGAGCACCUAACGGCGUCGAUGGUCAGCAUGGCGCGCGCGCUGAAGCAGUCGACGCACCGGUUCGCGGCGUCGCUGCGCGAGGACGAGGACGUGGUGCGCGCGGCGGGCGCUAACCUCGCGCGCAACGAGCGCGGGCUGGGCGCCGUCGCCGGCCGCAUGGGCGCGCUGCGGCGCGUGACCGAGGGCAAGGGGUGGUGGGGAAGGGUCCUGCUGUACGCGUGGAUCGCGGGGCUCGCGGUGUUCGCGGUGCUGCUUGUUUUCGCGUUUCCGAAGCUGAGGUUUUAAAGGUUUUUUUUUUAAUUUAUUUAUUUAUUCUUAAAGAGGUUGGAAGCGUGUAAAGGAUGAAGGAUGAGAGAGAGAAAUAAAAGAUGAUAAUCACUUCAAAAGGGGG
Molecule: messenger RNA, 1398 nt
Organism: Daldinia caldariorum
Lineage: Eukaryota; Fungi; Ascomycota; Sordariomycetes; Xylariales; Hypoxylaceae
Exons: 2
Coding region: 189-1292 (367 amino acids)
Biological process (GO): retrograde vesicle-mediated transport, Golgi to endoplasmic reticulum
Cellular component (GO): endoplasmic reticulum; SNARE complex
Molecular function (GO): SNAP receptor activity
Source: RefSeq, a predicted model, not a curated record